AUUUCUCGUGUUUCUAUUUUACUCCUCUCCUCUCCUACCGUUGUUUUCAUUUUCUGAGAAAAGUGACUCCUGUGUGUGAUUCUGAUUCUGUGUGCGCGCUGACCUGAGAUCGCCAAACCGAACCAUGGGUUUCAGCGGUUCUUCUCGUUUACUCAAGAGUUCUGAUUGUUUCUGAGGGGUCAAUGUGGUUCUUUGAGAAUUCUAGGCUUUUUACAACAAGGAGUUACAUCUGAAGUCAAAAGCUAGAAGGGCUUUUUUGAAACUUCAGUUGAGCUCAAAGGGUUGUCCGACUUUGCUUGGAAGGAUUCAUAUGGCUCCCAGAGAAAAAGGAUUUGAAUUAGACCUUGAAAGUGGAGGGAGUAAUAGUGAAGAAGAUGCAAGCUUAGAGCUUGUUUCAAGCAAAGAACCAAAAAAGAAAUUCUUGAAUAGUGAUUUGAGUGGGUUACUGAGUUCCAAUGAAUCAGUUGUGUGUACAUGUGGCAUUGAAUCAUCUAGCAGUUCAGAGAAAUCUGUUGAGGUUACAAAUGACAGUGUGGAGUUACUAAUAGAAAGGAAUUCAGAAGUGGAAGAGAAUCAAGGACAUAUGACCCUUGCAGAAAAGGCGAGUGAGAAUGAGUGGCGUAGGAAGCCCAACUCUAGGAAUGCUCCUAAGCCACCACGACCUCCUAGAGGUCCAUCACUGGAUGCCGCUGACCAGAAGUUGGUUAGGGAGAUCACUGAGCUGGCCAAGAGAAAGCGUGCACGAAUUGAGCAAAGGAAAGCAGCGAAGAAGAUGAAAGCAUCAAAGUCAUCAUCUUUACAAAGUGGCAUAUCUGCUAUGAUCAUCACAUUACUGUUCUUCUUUGUCAUAAUCUUUCAAGGGAUAAGUUCCAGAAGCGUUCCAAAUGUGAUUAUGCAGGGGUCUCCCGAGCCAGCAGUCCUAACUGAAGGUUUAAUCUCAGUUCAAUUCUACAAAAGCAGCCUACCCAAUUCUACUUAUCAAGGUGUCGUUGAAGACUAGGUUUCUUUGUUCAGGCACCGGGAAGAGUUACUAAUGUUGCAGCAGUGCGUGGCUAUCUUUUUCUUUUGUAUAUAUGUACAGGCCUAUAACUACAAGAGAUUUUGAGAAAGUUUUCUUGUACGGCGAGUUAAUUUGUUCGGUUAAUGAAUGAUUUUACUAAUGAGAAAUGAAUUGCUUGUGCUCAA
Molecule: messenger RNA, 1185 nt
Organism: Prunus mume (Japanese apricot)
Lineage: Eukaryota; Viridiplantae; Streptophyta; Magnoliopsida; Rosales; Rosaceae
Source: RefSeq, a predicted model, not a curated record